Molecule: messenger RNA, 514 nt
Organism: Cydia amplana
Lineage: Eukaryota; Metazoa; Arthropoda; Insecta; Lepidoptera; Tortricidae
Exons: 2
Coding region: 113-511 (132 amino acids)
Biological process (GO): protein deubiquitination
Molecular function (GO): cysteine-type deubiquitinase activity
Source: RefSeq, a predicted model, not a curated record
UAAAUAUUUGUGAAUUAUGAAGUUUCAAGCUAUUUUAAGGCAAGGAUUAAGUUAUGUUAACUGAUAAAAGUGACGAUAAAUCUAGAUAAUUUCGGUCGAAAAGGAAUAUAAAAUGCGUAUCGUCUCAAUCCGCGGCGAUGGCAACUGUCUCUUCCGCUCGAUUGCCUACUGCGUCUACCACAACCAAGAGCGACACAGAGAAGUCCGCAUGAAGGUCAUAGACACCGUCUGCAAAAACUGGCACAGAUACAAAGACUUCAUAAUAGGAGACCGUUCGUACGGCUGCGGGUUACAGACCGCCGAAGACUACUACCGUCUGAUGGCCAGGGACGGCGAGUACGCAGGCCACGUCGAGUUACACUCAGCCAGCGAGAUAUAUAGAGACUACACGUUCAAAGUGCACAGGAACGGGUGCGGCAGGACUAUAGAUUAUGGACACGGCCCUGUUGAGAAGCAUUUGCUGUUCUCCGGGUAUUUAGACGCGGGGCAUUAUAGCGUUUUGGAAUCUUAGUUG